This is a messenger RNA of Atta colombica, 699 nucleotides long. RefSeq lists its product as uncharacterized. The transcript is spliced from 3 exons. Bases 9 to 620 code for a protein of 203 amino acids. Gene Ontology annotation, molecular function: protein binding. The record is from RefSeq and is a predicted model, not a curated record. Gene Ontology annotation, cellular component: glucosidase II complex. Gene Ontology annotation, biological process: N-glycan processing. Lineage: Eukaryota; Metazoa; Arthropoda; Insecta; Hymenoptera; Formicidae.
CUGGCAACAUGAAGACUGAGGUAUCCUGGAAGCGACGUCUUCUGCGAAAGAAGAUCAAGUAUAUGCUGGUAUGCGUCCUUGUAGUCGCCGUGAUAUUCGUGAUCCAUCAGCUAUUCUACUUCAAAGAAUUGAAUCAAGAUACCGUAGGCAAGUUGAUUGCCGGCUCGGUGAAAGACACCCAUCGUAUGGUCAUCGGCAAGCGGGUUGACAAAUGGAAUCAACCAUAUCAUUCGAAACUCAUUCGCGACACAAAUGGUCGAACGGUGUCAUUGCGUGGCACACGGGAUCAGGAUAUAGCCAAAUACCUUCCCAAUAUCAAUGGGAAAUUUGUAUGUUUUGUUUCGAAGAAGGAGAUUGAUUUUAUAAGGAUCAAUGAUGAUUAUUGUGACUGUCCAAUGGACGGUAGUGAUGAACCAGGUACUAAUGCCUGCAACAAUGGUUUCUUUAAUUGCGAGAAAAGUUCAAGAAAGUCAGCAGUAAGAAUACCAUCGUACAAAGUCAAUGAUGGACAUUGUGAUUGUUGUGAUGGUUCUGAUGAAUGGGCUGAAGCUGCAGUGUUGUAUAAACUCAGUAAAUUAAAAAUAACUUUUUAUGGACCUAGAUGUCCAAACAAAUGUUAGUGAAGAAAGUGAAGUAUAAUUCAAAUCGGGGGGGAGGGGGGGGGAAGAAAGUGCUUCUUAAUUUAUGCACCGUAACAAG